Cladophialophora yegresii CBS 114405 is the source of this 1863-nucleotide messenger RNA. RefSeq lists its product as uncharacterized. Gene Ontology annotation, molecular function: DNA-binding transcription factor activity; sequence-specific DNA binding. Gene Ontology annotation, cellular component: nucleus. Lineage: Eukaryota; Fungi; Ascomycota; Eurotiomycetes; Chaetothyriales; Herpotrichiellaceae. The record is from RefSeq and is a predicted model, not a curated record. The transcript has 4 exons. The coding region runs from base 1 to 1863 and encodes 620 amino acids. Gene Ontology annotation, biological process: positive regulation of transcription by RNA polymerase II.
AUGAACCAAACUCAGUCGUACAUGGAGAUGCAUCCCGGCUCUCACAUAUCCUCGGGACCGUCAUACACGCAUGCCGCUCCUACUGCGCCUUUGGGACAUUAUCAGCAGUAUCCUCAGCCUCCGCCUCCCGCGACCUCCCAUUACGGGCCAUCUCCAACCUACGGCACUUAUGGCUAUCCAAAUGGUGUGACUUCUCCACAGUCUGUGACCGGCCCGGUCCCGCAACAAGUUCAGUCUCAAAUCACAUCCCUGCCUGCAAUUAUGACUGGCGGCCCAAAUUCCCAGCAUUCGUACGUGUCUCAAACGCCGACUCUACCUGCUCCGAAUCAAGGCUACCCCCAACCACAACAGCCAUUCGAUACCACCGGCCAGAUCGCGCCUCCAGGGAUGAAGCCAAGAGUCACGGCGACGCUGUGGGAAGAUGAAGGCAGCCUUUGCUUCCAAGUCGAGGCCAAGGGAGUUUGUGUUGCCCGCCGUGAAGAUAACCACUUCAUCAACGGCACGAAGCUUCUUAAUGUUGCGGGAAUGACUCGAGGACGUCGUGAUGGCAUCUUGAAAUCCGAGAAGACUCGACAUGUGGUGAAAAUCGGACCUAUGCACCUCAAAGGUGUCUGGAUCCCUUUCGAACGUGCUCUCGACUUCGCGAACAAGGAAAAGAUUACAGACCUCCUCUAUCCACUUUUUGUACAUAACAUCGGCGGCUUGUUGUACAACCCUGAGAAUGCCCCUCGAACAAACGCGGUGGUACAGGCGACGGAGCGGCGUCGUAUGGAUAGUGUCGACUCCGGCCGUCCACCUCAGCCGUCUGCGGCACCAGCACUUCCGCACCACAACAGUAUGCCAGGUCCUGGUCAAGCUCCGCCAACGCCGCACUCGAUUGCUCCACACCCGAAUGCACCCCGGCCAGGCAUUGAUCGUGCGCACACGUUCCCUACUCCGCCUACGAGCGCAUCAAGUGUGUUGGGCAUGAGUAGCCAAGGAAACUCAUAUGACUGGGGCAAUCAGAACAUGACGAAUGGUGCUGGAGCUCAACCGCUAUCCAUUGAUACCGGUAUGAAUGCGCGAUCCAUGCCCACCACGCCUGCCACUACUCCGCCUGGAACGUCUGGUCAAGGCAUGCAGUCAUAUCAAGGGCAAACGGGUUACGAGAGCUCGAAACACUAUUAUAGCACUACACCAAGCUCUCAAACUGGCUACGCGCAGCAUCCAGAUGGUAACAGAUACGGCCAGCCCAUGCCUCCUAUGCAAUAUGGCAAGUCCGACAUGGGCCCUCCAAUCGCUCCAGGGAGCAACAGUGCAGGCGCAGAUGGCCAUGAACCGAAGCCUGAUGCGUACUCUACUCAGGGCCAUCCAUCACAACAUGAAACCGAUCAUCCGGACAGUGGUUACAUGAGCGCAAAUGCCUCGGCGUAUGGCGCCAACCGACAGUAUUCAUACAGUACGAGCGGCGACCACCCGCACCUGUCACCUGAGCAGAUGUCGAGCUCUCCGACACACCAAGCUGGGUCUGGACAUGCGACACCUCGGACCAUGCCUUCAGGUCAGCCACAAUGGCCAGGCGAAUAUAACACCCCACCGCGACCACCUACAUCGAGCAAUGUAUAUAAUGUCAUGGGUGGCCGCACACCACAAGGAGCCCCUACGGACAACUACGGGAACCCGGGAUACUCAGGCUCGGGUCAUGCCACUGGUGUGCCUUCAGCAAAACGCGGACGAGAGGAUGACGACCAAGACCGCCCUGGCAGCCGAGAUUAUGACGCUUACGACUCGAAACGACGCAAGACGGGACGACAAGAUACCUUCGGUAUGCCUCUCAAUGCGCCUCCCCACAUGCAAGCCAUCAAAACCGGCGGUCAGCGAUAG